CCGAAACAUUUGUUGGUUGUCUCCUCCGCCUCGAGCCAAGACCCACACCUACACAAGAGAAGAGAAGACGAAAAGCCAAACGCAUCGCCGCCGAUUUCCCCAAAUCGGAAACCGCCCCUCCUCCGCCGCGCGGCGACCCUCGCGUCCCCCAGCGCAGUCGGCGCCGUCAUGGACGAGGACCACGACUGCGACCCCGACCAGCCGCCGGCCGGAGCGGCGGCGGGGGCGAGCCCGUGCUCGUGCUGCUCGACGCCGUGCGCGGUCGCGACGUGGCGGCGGUCGGUGAAGAGGAAGCUGGGGGAGAAGGGGGAUGGGGAGGGGGAGGGGGAAGGGGCGGUGGUGCUGGCGCGGGUGGAGGCGGAGGAGGAGGCGGCGGCGCUGCGGGAGGCGGUGGCGGCGGCGCAGGAGACGGCCGCGGCGCUGCGGUCGGAGGUGGAGGAGGAGCGGCUCGCGGCGGCCAGCGCCGCGAGCGAGGCCAUGGCCAUGAUGCUGCGCCUGCAGCGGGAGAAGGCCGAGGUCCAGAUGGAGCUCCGCCAGUUCCGCCGCUUCGCCGACGAGAAGAUGGCGCUCGACGCCGCCGAGAUCGACCACCUCCGCGCCGCCCUCGCCCGCCGCGCCCGCCACCUGGCGCGCCUCCGCUCCACGCUCCGGGAGUACCGCCACACGUGCCUCCGCCUCGGCAUCCCACUCGCCGAGGGCGACCAAGCCGAUGAGUUGGCCCUAGACGACGGGUUCGUUCUCGAGGGCGAGGAUGGCGACGGCGCCGGAUACUACCCAGAGCUACGCUGCUACGACGGGGAGUACUACUACGAGGAUGGCCAAAAGGAGGGCGAGGAGGAGGACGAUCCCGUUGUCGUCGAUCUGGAGCGCCGGAUCUACCUCCUCGAGCACGACCACAAAAACCAUGGAGUUGAGCUGUGCUUGGAGGAAGAGGAAGGCGCUCCACUUUACGCAGACGAGCCGCUGCCGGAUUCAUCUGAGCAGGAAUUGAACAGCGUAUAUGUCGACGAGGCAUUGCCUGAAGGGACUGUGCAGGAAAGAAACCAAUGCAGUGAUGAUGAUGAUGAGUUGCCGGAGUCUCCAGCUGCUAGAAAUGGCAGUGAGGAAGAGGGAAGCGAUAGUGAUGGUGGUCGCAGCGGCAGUGGCAGCGAUAGGGUAUACACAAUCGACAAGGUGCAUCAAGGUGCUACUGCUCCAGCAGCUAGGGUCUUAGAGAAUUACCAGGAUGGGGAAGUGGAGCCAGACAUUAAGAAGCUAUACAUGAGACUGGAGGCGCUGGAGGCAGACCGGGAGUCAAUGCGGCAAGCCCUGGUGGCAAUGCACUCGGAGAAGGCUCAGCUUGUGCUCCUCCGGGAGAUUGCACAGCAGCUAGCCAAGGAUGCUACUCCAGCUAACACAGGAGGAUUUGGGGUGGUGCCAACUGUGCACCAUUUUCCUGGAAAGCAAGAUGGGUUCAGAGAUCAGAGGUUUCGGGAAAACAGGAAGAUGGCGAUUGCCAAGAGACUCUCCAUGGUUGCGUUGUGUAAGUGGAUUGUUGCUUUAUUUCGCUCUCAGAAAAGGAACCCAUCACAAAGCAGGUACACAUUUGGUCUAUCUGGCAACAAUGUCGGCUUGCUAGUACUCCUGGACAAGUACCCGCGGAUUCAGAAAACUCUCACAAGAAGAAAGUAAAAAACGCGGAUUCCGAAAAAUCUCACAAGAAGAAAGUAAAAAACCUUACUGGAGGAGCAACUGCUGUUCAGUGUAAAUAAAAAUAGCCAUCGGUUGGGGAGUUUGCUUGUAAUGGCAUUCUUUAUUUAAAGGUUGGGUGGAGCAAGUGUUUCCUUGAUUCUUUUACCGAUGUUUUUCGCUUUGUCAGUCACCAGCACAGGAAAUGCGGAAGGUUAUUGCUUUAAUCCUGUGAUUUGUUCGUGCUGUUUUGGGGGACGCUUUUGCUUAUUUCUCACCGGCAAAAGCUAAAUGCAUGUACAGUGUGCGUGUAAUACAUGGUGGUUGGAGACUGGUGGUUGAUUGAUUUCUUUCCUUCCAGAUUGAGAGAAUAUUGAGGAAUCUAGUAUUCUAGCUGCACAAUUGUCCUUACCAGUUUAAAUGUUCCGUUUUGCUCUUUA
Oryza sativa Japonica Group (Japanese rice) is the source of this 2108-nucleotide messenger RNA. Its product is annotated as myosin-binding protein 7. Lineage: Eukaryota; Viridiplantae; Streptophyta; Magnoliopsida; Poales; Poaceae. The record is from RefSeq and is a predicted model, not a curated record.